AUGAAGCGUCAGCGUGUCGGGGUUGCGUGCGACAAGUGCCGCCUGCUCAAAGCAAAGUGUGACGGCCGCCAACCAGUGUGCUCCAGAUGUGACGGAUAUGGGUUCACCUGUUCAUGGUCGGCGCGCAAACCGAGAGGGUCGCCAGGAAGUCAGCCUGAUCUGGGCCGUCGAGGACUCGACGAGUCUGGUCGUGAUGCUCACGGUGCGCUGUCCGGCGGCACGACGGGGGAAUUCCUCACAGCCUACGCAAACGCCACGCAAUCUUAUGAAGCAUUGAUUCGCGAGCUCAGGCUGCACUUGGAUUCUGCUCAACAGGCGAAGCUUGAUGCUGGUCUGCAGAAUAUUCAGAAUCAACUCCCCGAUGCUACCAAAACCGAACAGCCCAGUUCGAACGCAAUAGCCGCCCCACCGGAUGACGAUACCACGGAGUCUUCGCCUACUUAUGUGGGCAAGGCAAGCGAUAUCCAUUUCGUCCAUUCCAUCCGGAAAUAUGUGACUGGAAAUGGCUCUCUCGAUGAAGACGAUCUCCCCACUCAGAGCUAUACUCAUCAUCCCAAUUUAGGGGCAUUCGUGGCGUUGACCCAACCGCCGUUGGUACCCUCGCCAGCUGAAGCAGAACAGUUUUUGGACGUCUAUCUGUCGACUAUCCAUAUUGCGUAUCCGUUCAUCGGUAAAUCGGUGCUCCUCCGAGAAUUUGGCCGAUUUCAGGCGGGCGACCACAACCAGCCGGAGUUUCGGCCGUGGCUGGCACUAUUCAACUUCAUUUUCGCCAUCGGAUCCUACUAUACCUCGUUCCCGCACGGGAGGCACGGCGGCUCGUGUCAUUAUUUCCGGUGUUGGAAUACCCUGGGAUUCGCCAUCCGCAUGGGCCAUAGCAUCGGUCUACAUGUAGAGAACUCGCCCAACUGCCCCUUGUCCAAGGAGCCGUGGAUCAAGGACCGCUCCCACUGGCGGCGCACGUGGUACUCCCUGUAUGUGCUCGACCGGCUCUUGGCUCUGCAGCUCGGACGGCCGAUGGCAAUCCAUGAAGCCGACUUUCAUGUUGACCUCCCUUCUGCCACCGACGACGCACCAUUUAGUCCUGGCGGCGACCAUAUCGCCAGCCCGGAGCGCAAUCGAGUCCGUGGACAUAUGAUGGACUAUUUCAUCGCCGUCAUCGACUUUUCUUGUAUCUUAGGAUUGGUCAUCCGGGAGCUAUAUCGACCAUCCCAGAUCGACAUGUCACCGGAGCAAAUGCUCCAGAGUACCGCGACGCUCGACCAUCGCCUUACCGAAUGGCAGCUGCAACUCCCGCGGCACCUCCGCUUCGACCUGGGCCACACCUUCGAGAAAUCGGUCUCUUUCAAACGCCAGCGCAACAUGCUCGCCGUCAAAUUCCACCACCUUCGCGCCCUCAUCCACCGCCCCUUCCUCUGCCUGCCCCUCCUCCAAAUGAACAACAUGCCCUUCCUCGACCUCCUCCUCCAGCACAAAGAACGCAUCGCCGAAGCAGAAUACAUUUGCAUCCAUGAGGCCCAGCAAACUGCCCACCUCUUGCAUAACGUCACCGACGAGCGCAGCCUCGUCCAUGAUUUCCCCUGGUGGCAAAUGAUCUCCUGUCUGAUCUGCGCGAGCUCGAUCCUCUUCGUUGCGGAGACCUUUUACAGUGACAAUGCUUUCCUUCAUGGACGAACGUCGCCGCAGGCGCUGCGUGAGGAUGCCGAGAGUUGCCUGAAGGUGUUUGAGGCGCUGAGCGUUAAUUCAGUGGCGGCGCAGAAGGCGGCGGAUAUGUUAAGUGCGUUGUCACGCGCACGACGCCUGGGGGAGGAGCGUAAGUCUCGCGCACACCGUGCCCUCUGGCAUGCCAUGAUUGUCACCCAGGCGCUAAACCAGGCUAGAACUUCCCUUGCCGGAAAACCUCUCUUCCCGCCCGACCACCCCGUUACACCCCCUAGUUGGCCGUGCGAGUGCGUCUACAUACUACCCUCCUCCCGCACCACUAGGGACUUCGACCGCUACGAUAUCCCCUUCUCAUACGACUGGCCGAGCGAGAUCUCCAGAGCGAUGGAAUGGUCCGUGCAGUUUCUGGAUCAUCCGAAUUUUGGACAGGCGGGCGGGCCGUCCGGAGCGAGAGGAAAUUCUCUGCAUCGCUCAUGA
This is a messenger RNA of Aspergillus bombycis, 2136 nucleotides long. RefSeq lists its product as uncharacterized. Gene Ontology annotation, molecular function: zinc ion binding; DNA binding; DNA-binding transcription factor activity, RNA polymerase II-specific. Bases 1 to 2136 code for a protein of 711 amino acids. NCBI's taxonomy places the organism in Eukaryota, Fungi, Ascomycota, Eurotiomycetes, Eurotiales, Aspergillaceae. The record is from RefSeq and is a predicted model, not a curated record. Gene Ontology annotation, biological process: regulation of DNA-templated transcription; DNA-templated transcription. The transcript is spliced from 6 exons.